Molecule: messenger RNA, 1758 nt
Organism: Capsicum annuum
Lineage: Eukaryota; Viridiplantae; Streptophyta; Magnoliopsida; Solanales; Solanaceae
Exons: 10
Coding region: 337-1428 (363 amino acids)
Source: RefSeq, a predicted model, not a curated record
AAAAUUAGCAGCACCAAUGGCAACAUUAGGCCUUAAUAUUUAUUCACCACCAAUGGGUCAUAAAUAUAUUUCCUCAAUAUCCAAAUAUUCACCUUCCAAUUUCAGAAUUUCAUGUUCCAGCUCAUUCUUGAAAAGUAAAAAGGAGGUUGUGUUCAAGCUGUGGAUACAGCCACUUGCAGAAAUGUGAGGCGAGGCUGCGUACAAUAGAGCCUUGUAGUUCAGCUCUUCUUUAUACCCCGUGUAUAGUUGGUGUCAUGUGACUAGGAGGUUGCGUGUUCAAGCUGUGGAUACAACCCCUUGCAGAAAUGUGAGUUUAAGAGGGAGUAUACAAGUGUGAUGAUAGUGCCAACUGGUGUUGGAGCAGCUAUUGGUGGCUAUGCUGGUGAUGCUUUGCCCGUAGCUCGAGCUCUUUCCUCUGUUGUUGACUGCCUUAUCGCUCAUCCUAAUGUUCUUAAUGCAGCAAUGCUGUACUGGCCCAUACCGAAUGCACUCUAUGUUGAAGGCUAUGCACUUGAUCGAUUUGCUGAAGGCCUCUGGGCACUGCAACCAGUACAUCAAAAUCGGGUGGGAUUGGUUUUUGAUGCUGGGAUAGAGGAAGAGCUUCUUAUUCGCCAUCUACAAGUAGUUGACGCAACAAGAGCUUCUCUUGGAUUGCCUAUUGUGGGAUACACUGUAACUGAUACACCUCUACUGGUGGAGAAAUGGGUUGACCCAGCAAGUGGCCAAUCAACAGGGAGGAUUCAGCGUCCAGAUUCGCUACUGAGAGCUGUGGAGAACCUGCAAAAUAGGUCUAAGGUAGAUGCGGUUGCAGUUGUGGCACGCUUUCCAGACGAUGAUACUGAAGACUUGGAUGAUUAUCGACAAGGAGUGGGGAUCGAUCUUUUGGCAGGUGUGGAGGCUGUUAUAAGUCAUUUAGUGGUGAAAAAUUUCCAGAUUCCAUGCGCGCAUGCCCCCGCCGUAUUGCCUCCUCAAUUAAGCAUUUCAGUAUGUCCAAAAUCAGCUGCUGAAGAGAUAGGAUUUACCUUCUUGCCGUGUGUCCUUGCUGGGCUUAGCACUGCACCACAGUAUUUGGUCAAGGGCAAUAAUUUUUCAGAUGACUGCAUUGUAGCUGGUGAUGUUGACAGCGUGAUUCUACCGAUUGAUGCUUGUCGUGGAGAUGGUGCUCUUGCAUUUUCCAGACGUAAAAGAAACAGGCCUCUAAUAAUUGCUGUUGAAGAGAAUGAAACAGUUCUGAAUGAUACACCAGAUUCACUUGUCAUUGACGCUUUGAAGGUGUCAAACUACUGGGAAGCCAUAGGUGUAAUUGCAGCACACAAAGCAGGAAUAGAUCCAAAUUCUCUUAGAAGGAAUAGAAUCAACAACAUUGCAACAACUUCUUUUGUUCCUUCAAAUGGUUAUGCUAUAUCGAGUGCCAAAUCAUUUGUUUGAAAUAAUCAGAGGCGAAGCCAGAAUUUCUGCUGAAGGGGUUCAAAAAAAUCGGAAGAAAAACUCACCGAAGGGGGUUCAACAUCUACAAUAUAUACAUAAAAAUCAUUUUAAUCAUGUAUUAGUGGUAUGCUUUUUCGUCAAAGGGGUUCAGAUGAACCCCCUUUUACUAGGCUGGCUUCGCCUUUGGAGGUAUCAGGUUCAAACUCUGGUUAUUAUGGAGGGAAUAUUGAUGUUUUCAUAUUUUUACUUUUAUUUUCCAUUACUAUCUCUUGUAUUAUCAUUAAUCAAGUAAUUAAGAGAGUACUAUAACAUGAUCCACUCAUUAUUUUA